Molecule: messenger RNA, 2040 nt
Organism: Paramuricea clavata
Lineage: Eukaryota; Metazoa; Cnidaria; Anthozoa; Malacalcyonacea; Plexauridae
Source: the annotation of a GenBank genome assembly
AUGUGGAUCUUUGGAUCUGAAUGUUUUGCUUACGAACAGGAGCAUAAGAAAUUAGACUCAAGAUGCAGCAAGGGGGUAUUUGUGGGAUACGACAAAAAUAGCCCUUCUUACCUAGUGUACUACCCAAAAAAAAAUGGGAAAAUCAUGAAACAUCGACUCAUUAGAUUCAUCAAGAAAUGUAGUGUAGAACAGCACACACAAACUGAUGAGUCCAGCAGGGAUUGUGAUGUACAUGAGAAAUCUGAUCAUGAUACUAGAUCAGACUUAGAUAGUAUGAGCCUCCCUGUUUUAAGUGCAAUGCCGCCAAAUACAGUGCCUGAUGAGGAGCCUAGGGAUAGUGAGGGAAGGCAUUGCAACCAUACUGAGAAUGACAGUGAGACAAAACGGUAUCCUCAAAGAGAAAGGGACCCUCCCAGAUACUUAGAAGAGGACACUCUCCUCCCUAAGAAUGCCGAUUGUGCCCACAUUAGUGUAGAUUACUGCUACAAAGUUUGUGGAUUACCACAAAAUUACACAGAAGCCAUGGGAUCACCUCAAGCUAGGGAGUGGGAGCAAGCAAUGAAGGAAGAGAUCAGCUCUCUGAAGGAAAAUGAUACUUACGAAUUAUCAACUUUACCAGAAGGUAAAGCUUCAGUAGGGGGGAAAUGGGUGUACACAACCAAACAAGACCAGAAUGGCAUAGAGUCCUUUAAGGCCAGAUAUGUAGCGAAGGGUUACAGCCAGGUAAAGGGUAUAGAUUAUCAAGAAACUUUCGCCCCGACAGCCAGUAUUACUUCAAUUAGGGUCUUAAUGCAGUUAGCAGUAAAACAUGAUCUUAUUGGCCACCAGAUGGACGUUAAAACUGCAUAUCUGCAUGCCCCCAUUACUCAAGAGUUAUACAUAGACCAGCCACAAGGGUUUGAAGAGGUUUCAGAGAGUGGUGAGAGGUUAGUAUAUAGGCUAAAGAAAUCGCUAUAUGGUCUAAAACAAUCAGGUAGAAAUUGAAACAUAUUGUUACACGAGCAUUUAGCAAAUGACGGUUUUGUCAGAAACCAUGCUGAUCACUGUGUAUAUAAGAAACAAGUUGAUGAUAAAAUUGUUAUCGUCAUUGUUUGGGUUGAUGACCUAAUCAUAGCUUCAGAUAGUAUGCAGUUAAUGGAAGAAUUUAAAGAAAGUAUGAAGACACAAUUUAAGAUGAAAGAUCUAGGUAGAAUCACUUUCUUCCUUGGAAUGGAUUUUAAGCAAAGCAAGGGUGAAAUAAAAAUUAAUCAGAAAAGAUUCAUUCUUAAAAUACUAGAGAGAUUUGGAAUGAUAGACUGCAAGCCCAGGUUAACCCCAUGUGAGCAACGAUUAGAAUUUAACUGUGGUGAAUUGACCAACGCCAGACAGUAUAGAGAAAUGAUAGGAAGCCUAAUUUAUGCCAUGACCUGUACAAGGCCUGAUUUAAGUUGGAUUGUAAGCAGACUGUCUCAAACUCUGUCAAACCCCAGAACGGGAGAUUUAAUUGCUGCCAAACAUGUCCUAAGGUAUCUAAAGGGUACCGUGGAUUAUGAACUCUGCUUUAAGAAAUCUGAUGCUGACUUGCAGCUCACUGCUUAUAGUGAUUCAGAUUGGGCCUCUUGCCUGGAAGACAGGCGAAGUACUACAGGUUACUGUUGUACUCUAACUGAAGGAGGACCACUGAUUUCAUGGAAGUCGAGAAAGCAACCAACGGUUGCCAUUUCCACUUGCGAAGCUGAAUAUGUAGCUUUAGCAAAUACAGCUCAAGAGUGUUUGUAUCUAACUCAAUUGUUAAACGGUAUGUAUAAGAAAGUACAUCAGAGUAUGAAGGUAAGUGUUGAUAACCAAGGGGCAAUUGCACUAAGUAAGAACCCAGUUAACAGACAACGUUCUAAGCAUAUUGACAUAAAGUACCACUUUGUACGUGAAAUGUAUGUUAAAGGCAUGAUCGAUAUUGUAUAUUGUCCUACCCAAGAUAUGGUAGCUGAUAUCCUAACAAAGCCACCCACAAAAUGUAAACUAGAUAAUUUUAAAAGUAUCGUGUUCGGUUGUGGUAAUUAG